Molecule: messenger RNA, 5047 nt
Organism: Athene cunicularia (burrowing owl)
Lineage: Eukaryota; Metazoa; Chordata; Aves; Strigiformes; Strigidae
Gene: ELMO2
Product: engulfment and cell motility 2
Exons: 22
Coding region: 2823-5024 (733 amino acids)
Biological process (GO): actin filament organization; cell motility
Source: RefSeq, a predicted model, not a curated record
GUUCUGCUUAGCUGGUUCAUUUUGAUGUUUGAGCCUCUUCCACUGCAGGCUCGUGUGGUACCUGUUCCGUGGUGCUGCUGUGUAAAGAAACAGUCCUUAAGCGCUGUUUCUUUCACUGCCUGUUUGCAGUGCCUUGAGUACUGAUUGGAAUAGGGAACAUGGUGUCCAGUCAUGAGUGGGUACUAGUUUAUGGAAGAAGUUUGGGGCAGAAAUAGUCUAAAGUAUCACGGUGAGUUACUUUCUGAGUUUGCAUGCAGCUGAAAGCUUUUCUCUGGGAUAGGCAGGUAGUGUAAUACAACUUGGUUGGUUACUGUUCCCUGUGGCAAGGGGAACUGGAGCUAGAGUGCGUUGCUUCUAGGAGCUGUGGGCCAGCCCCUGCAGUACUUUUUCUGAUGAAAGAGGAGUCUUUAUUUAGGUGCUUAGGAACACAGUUUAGCGGUGGACUUGGCAGUGUUAGGUUUACGGUUGGACUCGAUGAUCUUAAGGGUCUUUUCCAACUUAAAUGAUGCUACGAUUCUAUGAUUUCUACAGAAUUUUCCAUAAUAUCAAUGUUUUUGUUUUAAUGUACACUACUUCUCCUGGAAUGAUAUGUGUUCUUUGCAAAGGAGAAGAUGUUAGAUUUGUAAAGGCUUCUACCUAUAGUAACCUGGGCAUCUUUGGGCAUCUUUCUUUUGCCAUGUAAAGUACCAUAUUUCCUUCUACUCCUCAGUAGCAACUUGCAAUUUAAGUUGCGAUACAGAUAAACAUGACUGUACGGCAGGAGGCUGAAGGGGGAAUGGUAAUUAGAUGUUAAUUAUUCAUUAGUAUAUUAGUUAAAAGAAUUGCAGGUUCAAUUUUUAAUACUCAAGGAAGUAAUCUUUGAGCCUUGCCUCUUCACUGUUUAUUUGCUGGGCCUUGAAUACUGAAUGGAUUUAGAUGAUUUCUAGUCAUGAAUUGGUUCACUUGUGGGAGAAAUAAUUAUCUGUUCACUUACUGCAAGCCAGUCUCAUUACUGGAGAUGACGUGUGCUCAUGCCAUAUGCUUGAGACUCCUCAGGCUUUCAUGUUUAGGCCAUCACAAGCUUUAUCUGCUGAAUGGAGAACAGUGAGUGGAAAUCACAUACCAUUUGGGAACUGCUUGUCUAUUUCUAGACUUAAUGGAUAGAAACCUGUCUGUCCUGCGGAUCAGGCGUGUCAUGCAAAGCGGGCACUUUGUUUGGGGAAUGUGCACAAAGAUGUGCUACUGCUUGUAUACUAGUAAGUAAUUGCCACAGAUACAAUAUGAUUCAAGAUAUUCAAGAUAUAAUUGAUUUAACUGAAAAACAGUUAUCCCUGUUUUGAGCUAUUGCUGCAAAAGAUGUUUGAAAGUCUAAAUUAUUUUUUAUUUGAGUGUGUGUAAUUCAGGAAAAGGAAGUGAGGAAGACCUAUUCAUAGUUUUAUUAGGUUCAUCUAUCUCUUUGCAAGACAGAAGGAACAGGUAAGCUCCAGAUUCUUAUGGCUGAUGCUACAGAGCACGUUGGUUUGGCAGCCUUUCUUGGUCCUGCCUUGUCUCUAUUACACUGUACUUAGAUGAUAGAGAAGGUCAGAUUUUUAGGAUCAGGAGGGACUCUUCUGACUUGCAGUGUGGCAAGUCAGAAAUACCAGGUAUUGGCCAUUGACUUGUGAACAGACUGAGGAUAACUGGUGUAGGGCUUACUGCGGGUGCUAACUCCCAGAAUGAGGGGUGUACAGGGGGCUGCAGCCUUCUAAAGAUAUCUGGGCUCAGAGCAUUCCUAAGAGCUUUGCUCUGCUCAAGCAAUGAGGCAAGGUGCUAUUCUGGUCCUGGCUUCCUUGUGCUUUGUUGCCUUAAUUUGUAGUUUACUUUGGACAAAAGAAGAGCAGCUGCUUAAGGAUGAGUGCAGAAGAAAGGAGUAGAGUCCAAUUUACUGAUUGUAAUGGGUGCGAAAAUAGCACCAGCAGCUGUGUAUGUGUUUAGGGUUAGAGGCCUCUUGAGAACAUACUUGCUGAAAGUUAACAAGUCUCUCUUAGCAAAGAGUAAAUUAUAUGUUUCUGUCUUGGAGUGAGAGAAUAGAGCACAGAUAAUCAAAAUCUGUGAAUAAAGGGGAGUAUGUUAAUACAUGCUCAUGGGAUUUGGUGUUUCCACAGGACAGCAUAUGUUCAGUGCUAUCUGUGAAUUAGCUUAGCUCUGUGGGCUGCAAAGGCUUCUUUGAAACACUGAUUUUAUUGAGCUCUUGUAUGAGCAGUCUUCCUUUGUGAGGCCUCACCUUGUCCAAGCUGGAGUUUUUUACCUUAUGCCCCUUCUCUGAAGGACAGGCUUUCCUGUUUGUUGUCAAGAUGAGAGUGGUAAAAUUUUUAUUCAGAGAGAAUCUUGGAGUGGGAAAUGGCUGGUUGUCUUCCCUCCAGGAUUAGAAAGAAAGUAUCAGGUGGUUGUGUAUCUGCUUGACGCUUAACUUGCAAUUUUGUAUGGCAGGAAUCAUAUAAAUGCUUUUCUAUUGUUGCCCCUGAGACCUGCUCAACCUGACGGGUGCACCAACUGUUCCUUUUCUGAGACCAGCUCUUUCUUGGUACGUUAGUCUGAGCUAAUGCUGUGCUGCUUAUCUGAAAGAUUGGAGAUGUUAUUUUAAGAAACUGGCAAAGCUGAACCAAACUUGACUGGCACUUUCUGCAUGAGAUGUGUUUAGUCUUACAGUCAUUUUAUGGGUUUUUAAGAAGACAUAAGCUGCUCUUGGGACUGAUGCUAAAAAGGAAAGAGAAGGCCAGAAGGAGUAUUGACUGUAACCAUCUCUGUGAGUUGAGGUGUGGGGGUGUAUGCUGUUGUAAAGGCACCUGGAGGAGUCUGAAGCGAUGCCACCACCUUCGGACAUUGUGAAAGUAGCUGUUGAGUGGCCAGGUGCCAACGCCCAGCUGCUGGAAAUAGAUCAGAAAAGGCCUCUUGCAUCCAUCAUCAAGGAGGUCUGUGAUGGGUGGUCGUUGCCAAACCCUGAAUACUACACCUUGCGGUAUGCUGAUGGUCCUCAGCUGUACAUCACAGAGCAGACUCGCUGUGAUAUCAAGAACGGAACUAUCCUACAGCUGGCAGUCUCUCCGUCUAGGGCAGCUCGUCAGCUGAUGGAGAGGAUCCAGUCACACAGUAUGGAAGCCCGACUGGACGCCAUGAAGGAACUGGCUAAACUGUCAGCAGAUGUGACCUUUGCCACAGAGUUCAUCAACAUGGAAGGGAUUACAGUGCUGACACGGCUUGUGGAGAGUGGGACCAAGCUUCUAUCCCAUUACAGUGAGAUGCUGGCUUUCACCCUGACCGCCUUCUUGGAGCUCAUGGACCACGGCAUUGUCUCUUGGGACAUGGUCUCAAUAACCUUCAUCAAACAGAUUGCGGGGUAUGUGAGUCAGCCCAUGGUAGACGUCUCCAUCCUCCAGCGAUCCCUGGCCAUUCUGGAAAGCAUGGUGCUAAACAGUCAGACUCUGUAUCAGAAGAUAGCAGAAGAGAUCACCGUGGGGCAACUCAUUUCUCAUCUGCAAGUCUCAAACCAAGAGAUCCAGACAUAUGCCAUUGCUCUGAUCAAUGCCCUCUUCCUGAAGGCACCUGAGGACAAGAGACAGCAGGACAAGCUGCUUAACCCACUAGACCUGCCCAUCACUGAAAUGGCUAAUGCAUUUGCCCAGAAGCACCUGAGGUCUAUAAUCCUGAAUCAUGUGAUCAGAGGAAACCGCCCAAUUAAAACAGAAAUGGCACAUCAGCUGUACGUGCUACAGGUCCUGACCUUUAAUCUCCUGGAAGAAAGAAUGAUGACCAAGAUGGACCCCAAUGAUCAGGCACAGAGAGACAUCAUAUUUGAGUUGAGAAGAAUUGCAUUUGAUGCAGAGUCUGACAGCAACACCGUCCCUGGCAGUGGAACAGAAAAACGUAAAGCCAUGUACACCAAGGACUACAAGAUGCUGGGGUUCACGAACCACAUCAAUCCAGCCAUGGAUUUCACUCAGACUCCUCCAGGGAUGCUGGCAUUGGACAACAUGCUCUACUUGGCCAAAUUUCAUCAGGACACCUAUAUUAGAAUUGUGCUGGAGAACAGCAGUCGAGAAGAUAAGCAUGAGUGUCCCUUUGGGCGCAGUGCCAUUGAGCUUACCAGGAUGCUUUGUGAGAUUCUGCAAGUUGGGGAACUGCCCAACGAAGGCCGGAAUGAUUAUCACCCCAUGUUUUUCACCCAUGACCGUGCAUUUGAAGAGCUAUUUGCCAUCUGCAUCCAGCUGUUGAACAAGACCUGGAAAGAAAUGAGGGCAACAGCAGAAGAUUUUAAUAAGGUUAUGCAGGUUGUGAGGGAACAGAUCACACGGGCUCUCCCCUCUAAACCAAACUCCUUGGACCAGUUCAAGAGCAAACUGCGCAGCCUGAGCUAUUCUGAGAUCCUGCGACUACGCCAGUCUGAGAGAAUGAGCCAAGAUGACUUCCAGUCGCCACCUAUUGUGGAGCUGAGAGAGAAAAUCCAACCUGAGAUCUUGGAGCUGAUAAAGCAACAGCGCCUGAACAGGCUCUGUGAGGGAAGUAGCUUUCGAAAAAUUGGGAAUCGUAGAAGGCAAGAAAGAUUUUGGUACUGUCGCCUGGCUCUGAAUCACAAGGUGUUACACUAUGGAGAUCUGGAAGAUAAUGCCCAGGGGGAAGUGACCUUUGAAUCUCUACAGGAAAAAAUUCCAGUUGCAGACAUCAAAGCCAUUGUCACAGGGAAGGAUUGUCCACACAUGAAGGAGAAAAGUGCACUGAAACAGAACAAAGAAGUGUUAGAGUUGGCGUUCUCGAUACUAUAUGAUCCCGAUGAGACCUUGAACUUCAUUGCACCUAAUAAAUAUGAGUACUGUAUUUGGAUUGACGGCCUCAACGCUCUCCUGGGGAAGGACAUGUCCAGCGAGCUGACCAAGAGCGACCUGGACACGCUGCUGAGCAUGGAGAUGAAGCUGCGGCUGCUGGACUUGGAGAACAUCCAGAUCCCCGAGGCGCCGCCGCCCAUCCCCAAGGAGCCCAGCAGCUACGACUUCGUGUACCACUACGGCUGAGGCGGGCCCGGAGCGCGCGGGGC